This is a messenger RNA of Brassicogethes aeneus, 859 nucleotides long. Lineage: Eukaryota; Metazoa; Arthropoda; Insecta; Coleoptera; Nitidulidae. The record is from the annotation of a GenBank genome assembly.
AAUGUAUGGAAAGUGUAACUUUUUGAUUUUAUUACUUACAGUUUUAGAAAUUGUCGACUGUAAAUACCAUGAAUUAUCAAGAAUAGGAGGGGGAGGAAGAAUAGAUAAUUUUAAAUAUAUUGUGGCAAUAUUGAAUCACCAUACUCAUAAAUUUUGUGGUGGAACUCCAUUAUCCGAUAACUAUAUUUUGACUGCAAGACACUGUGUUUGUGACAUUGAAACCUUGGAACCACAACAAAACGCUUUUUACGUUAAAUAUGGCAGCACACAUUUUCCUUCAGGAAAACACAUAAACGUGGCCGAUAUUCAUUGCAAUCAGGAAGCCGAUGUUGCUAUAAUAAAAUUGCAAGGUUCCAUGGAAAAAUCUGACGAUUGGGGUAUUCCAUCCCUACAAACCACACCUUUUGAUACAUCGAAAAAUCACAGUGCAAUGGCGGUUGGUUGGGGCACAACUAAGCCCGGCGGUACGGUAACACCAGACUUAAAAAAACUGAUUUUUACCAUAUACUCCAACGAGACCUGUCAUAUGCCAUUCCUCUUAUGUUUAGGAUCCGAACAUGGAAGCAUAUGCUCGGGCGAUUCAGGUUCGCCAAUUUUUUCUGGGGGCAAUGUGGUUGGUGUAAACAGUUUUGUUAUGGGUAGGUGUGGACAUUCCAACGAAAAGCACCCUGAUUGGGUUGUGGAUGUUUCCACCGUUUAUCCAUGGAUUAAGAGUACAGCUGGAUUAAAAGGUUAAAUGUUAAAACAGGUUUUAAUUGGCAAUAAAAGUUAUGGAAAAAAAUAUUUUUUUAAUUUAAAUAUAAAGAGGAUUCAAAAAAGUGAUGACAUUUUGGCAGUACGACGCCAUUUUAUAUUCCAU